AUGAAUAUAAAGGAUAGAACUUCAGAAUUUCAACAAAGCGUGUUGAGUUACAAGAAAAGAAACAAAAACUUUAAAGAGCAACAGAGAGAACGUCUUCAAGAACAAGAAAACGGAACUUCUACUAACAGUGCUACCGGCAAUGGGAGAAAUGUCUCUGAGUUUCAAAAAAAGGCCUCUGGCAUAGCCCAUGAAAUUUCAUCUACCGCGCAGUUAUUAUCUAAAUUAGCCGUUCUGGCCAAGAGAAAACCCAUGUUCAAUGAUAAUCCCAUCGAGAUUGCUGAACUGUCGUUUUUGAUCAAAAGAAAGAUUUAUGCCAUUGAGCAAAGUUUAGUACAGUUAAGCCAGCUUAAAAAAACCGACGUGAAUGGUAAUGCGUCAAAUAAAUCGUCUAAUCAACCAAGUGCUGUGCAGCAUUCCAAAAAUGUUGUAAACCUUUUGAACACCCAAAUGAAAAACAUAUCAGGAAAUUUCAAAGACGUACUGGAGGAAAGGCAACGAUUAGAAAUGGCAAACAAAGACAGAUGGCAAAAAUUGACCACUGACACCGAAAAUGCACAAGGGGAUGAUCACACACAAAGUAGUCAUGCUGUGGACUUGACCACAUACAACAACUCUAACCCAUUCAUGACUUCACUAAUAGAUGAAUCCUCAGAAAAGAAUAACAGCUCGUCCAAUCAAGGCGAAUUGUCUUUUCCUCAAAACGAUUCUCAAUUAAUGUUGAUGGAAGAGGGCCAGCUAUCAAAUAAUGUCUACUUGCAAGAAAGAAAUAGAGCAGUGGAGACAAUAGAGUCCACCAUUCAGGAAGUAGGGAAUCUCUUUCAACAAUUGGCUUCCAUGGUCCAAGAGCAAGGCGAAGUCAUCCAAAGAAUUGAUGCUAAUGUAGAAGACAUCGAUUUAAAUAUUAGUGGCGCUCAAAGAGAACUUUUGAAGUAUUUCGACAGGAUAAAAAGUAAUAGGUGGUUAGCCGCUAAGGUGUUUUUUGUAAUUUUUGUAUUUUUUCUAAUUUGGGUUUUAGUCAACUAA
Messenger RNA from Saccharomyces mikatae IFO 1815, 1023 nucleotides. It is a transcript of the gene SED5, whose product is annotated as t-SNARE syntaxin. The coding region runs from base 1 to 1023 and encodes 340 amino acids. Gene Ontology annotation, cellular component: Golgi membrane; endomembrane system; SNARE complex. The transcript has a single exon. NCBI's taxonomy places the organism in Eukaryota, Fungi, Ascomycota, Saccharomycetes, Saccharomycetales, Saccharomycetaceae. The record is from RefSeq and is a predicted model, not a curated record. Gene Ontology annotation, molecular function: SNARE binding; SNAP receptor activity. Gene Ontology annotation, biological process: endoplasmic reticulum to Golgi vesicle-mediated transport; intracellular protein transport; vesicle fusion.